Astyanax mexicanus (Mexican tetra) is the source of this 936-nucleotide messenger RNA. RefSeq names its product putative nuclease HARBI1. The coding region runs from base 1 to 936 and encodes 311 amino acids. The record is from RefSeq and is a predicted model, not a curated record. NCBI's taxonomy places the organism in Eukaryota, Metazoa, Chordata, Actinopteri, Characiformes, Acestrorhamphidae. The transcript is spliced from 5 exons.
AUGGCCGACGGCAAAGACAGCGAGCAAAUGCAGAAAACCUUCGAGACAAGGUCACAGGUCUCUGGUUCCAGAACCUCAAGUCGUAGUUCAGCCAGCUCCGCAGCUACUAAAAGUUUGGAAUCACGACGGCGUCACCAUUCCUUGAAGACCCUUGCAACAGGCACCUAUCUUCACACUGUAGGAGAUGCAGAACAGUUAAGCAAGAAUAAUGUAUGCAGGGAAAUCCACAAAGUUGCAGUUGCUCUGAAGCAAAUGCUGGAUGCAUUUGUGGUCUUCCCAGGACACUUGUCAGUGCAGUUAAUCAAAGAAGGAUUCUAUGCAAUAGCAGGAUUUCCCAGAGUGAUUGGUGCAAUUGACUGCACACAUGGUCAAAUCAGAGCAUCCCUAGGGGAACAUGAGGCUGAUUACAUUAACAGAAAGUCAGUGCAUAGCAUCAAUGUACAGAUGACCUGUGAUCAUCAGUGCCUAAUUACCAGUAUUGAUGCCAAUGGUCUGGGUCAGUUCACGUAUAUACAAAGAGUCAACUAUAGUAAAAUAAUGUUCUGUUUUCCACUGAAGCUGAAUUUAAUGGGCUGCUGCUUGGAGACAGAUGGGUAUGCAUGCAAAAGGAACUUGAUGACUCCUUUUCCAGAUCCACAGCUGGGACCACAGAGUCAGUUCAAUGUGGCUCAUUUCAAAACUAGGGUCAGGAUAGAAAUGACCUUUGGGAUUCUGAAAUCACGAUUUAACUGUUUGAGAUUGUUAAGGGUCCAGCCAGCCAAGGCAUGUGACAUAAUUGUAGCUUGUGUGGUACUGCACAAUAUAGCCAUGAUUAGGAAGGAGAGAGUCCCACCAGUGGAGCCACAGCCGACUGAUUUGGUGGAUCCAGUCACUGUGGACCAACCAGAGGGCAGAGUUGUGAGACAGACUAUUGCAGAAGUAAUCUUUAACUGUUAA